AAUUUCCAUAAAUGUCAAUGUCAAACCAAGUACAAUAUAAAAUGGUGGUUGUUAUGCAGAGAAAAUUUCCAAAAUAUGUUUUUUAAACUUUGGAUUAGCUUUAAUUUAUAGAAGUUUAUUUUUAAGGGGAAUAUGUGCAUUUAUGAAACCUAGACAAGUGGGAAUAUUAUGGUGAACACUCUAAAGUGAUGACAAGCCAAAACUCUACACAGAGGUAUCAACCCUAUAUUUUUGAUCAAUUUCGUCAAUCUGAUGGCCAAUGGGAAUCUUCAUCAGCCACCAAUCCUCCCACUGUUCCUGCUAGGGGUGUCAAACGAAUCACCCCAAGUGAAUUAUCACACGUUUAUGAAGAAACUUCGUGGAUGGCACCACAAACGUUAUCACAGAUGGAUAAUAAUGUAGUACACCAAUGCAACUUACUUAUGCGUCAAAAUAAUAUGAAUGCAAGUCCGGCAGAUGAGGUGAACUUCAGAAAUCAAAUUGGCAUUAAUGAACAUGAUGUUAAUGUUAAUAAUGUACAAAGUCCACUAAGAUCCAGCUCAAAAUAUUCAUUUUCUUCUUGGUACCAUGGCAAAAUUUCACGAGAUGAAGCAGAAAACUUAUUGCGUCCUAGGUCAGAUGGCCUGUUCCUAAUUAGAGAAUCAACUAACUUUCCAGGCGACUAUACCCUUUGUGUUUGCUUUCAAUCAAAAGUCGAGCAUUACAGAGUUAAAUCAAAUAGUGGUAGGUUGACAAUUGAUGAUGAGGAAUUUUUUGACAGUUUAGAAGAGCUGAUUGAACAUUACAAGAAAGAUGCUGAUGGAUUGUGUACGAAAUUAGUCAAAACCUUGCCCAAAGAAAGUGAAGUCUUGUAUUCCAACACUAAGAUGUCAAUUGUUAAGGAAGGAGAUGAUCUGUUUGUUAUUCCAGAGCCAGAGCUAACAAUAUGUGAGUCCAUAGGCAAAGGAGAAUUUUGCGAGGUUAUGCUUGGAAAAUGGAAAAACAAUAAAGUGGCUGUUAAAGUAUUGAAGGAUUCAAGCGAAGCUGAAGCAAUUUUAAUGAAAUCACUACACCAUGAAAACUUAGUUAAUUUGCUUGGAAUUGUAAGGAAGAAGGAUCAGAUCUACUUGGUGACAGAAUACAUGAGUAAAGGGAGUUUAGUGGACUAUCUGAGAUCCAGAGGGAGACAGCAUGUCACAAAAAAAGAUCAAAUUAAUUUUGCUUUUGAUACUAGCUCUGGAAUGGAGUAUUUGGAAAUGAUGCAUGUUGUACAUCGAGAUUUAGCUGCCAGGAAUGUACUGAUUGCUGAAAAUGGCAGAGCAAAAGUAUCUGAUUUUGGCUUGGCUAGAAAUGAAAAGAAUGCUACUUCUGAGUCAGCUAAAUUACCUAUUAAAUGGACUGCUCCUGAAGCUCUCAAACAAAACAAAUUUUCAAAUAAAUCUGACAUGUGGAGUUUCGGAAUCCUAUUAUGGGAAAUAUAUUCUUUUGGUAGAGUACCUUAUCCUAGGAUACCAUUGGCAGAUGUGGUGAAACAUGUGGAAAAAGGUUACAAAAUGGAAGCUCCUGAAGGAUGUCCUCCAGAAGUAUAUGAAAUUAUGCGACAGGCAUGGGAUUUGAAUCCAGACAAGAGACCGUAUUUCCACGAAGUUAAGGCGAAACUUGGACACUUGAAAAUGCAAACAACAUUGUGAAAAAAUUAUUUAAUAUAAUAUAUACUGAGUAGUGUUUGUUAGAGUGGAUGUGGUAUGCAUAGGUAUAAUAUGCAAAAAUAUUUUAAAAUAAUUCUAUUAUUUCACCGUUUUCAUUAACAAAGUCAUUAAUUUUCAAUGUUUUGACAUGCGGGGUUUUAGUUUAAGUUUGAGUCUAAAGUAGUAUUCAUCAUGCAUUCCAAUUAUCGACAUCAAAAUCGAUUAAUUUAUUUAUUUUUUCUGAAUUUCUAUUAGGAAAGAAAUAUCGAUAUGGAUUAUUUUCAGUAUUUCUAAACAGAAAAUUGUUUACCUUCGAAAAUAAUCUAUUUCCUUUUCAAAAGUUGAAAAUUUACUUUUUUGAAUCAUAAAUAAAUUCAUCGGUUUAAUAUAUAUUGUUACUAAAUAUUUCAUGUUUAUUUAGGUGGGUGUUAGUAUUUUUGUUUUUAAUUAUUAUUUGUUUUAUUAUUUAAGAGAAUGUGAAUAACGAACCUUACAAGAAGAUAAGAAUAACACAAAAGAAUAUUGCAAGCAUACUAUUAAGUUUUGAACCAAAUUAACCCCUCUAUUUGAAGUAUUCACUUAUACCAUGGAUUAAAGACUUCCUAGAUAUAUAAUAUUGAUGGAAAUUUUAUCUAUAAUGAAAAAAUCCGUAAAUGUCUCUAGCACCCAGUGAUUGAAAUAUUUUAUGCAAGUUUAAAACCAGUUUAUGUGUAUUGAUUUGUGGUUUUACUAUACAACAUUGCAUAUUUAUCUUUUCAGUAAAAACUCUUUGUAUGUUUAAACUGAACAUUGUGAGAUUAAAACUACAUCUUCCAAAUUUAAUGUUAAAAAUAAUAAAAUAAGAAGUUUGUAUUUGAUUUUAGCAUUGUUGGAAAAAAUAGUACAAGUGUUAAUUUUUAUAAUUGAAAUUUUGAGACAGAAAUGAGUGAAGUUAACAAAAGUCACAUUUAAUAAUAGGUAAACCAAAGGAAAAACAAAAACAUUCAUAAAACAGAAAUGUACGUAACUAAAAAACAUUUCUUUAAAAUAAAGAAUUUAUUUAUAGAACAAAAUUAGGAACAUUCUAAUCCUUAUAUUCUAAUUAUUGCUUAUAUUAAUACUAAUAUUGAAAUUUGAACAAUUGGUUUCAAUUUAUUUGAAUUGUUAGGUAUAUUUAAUUGCUCUAGACGUUGAUAAAUAUCAAAGAUAGUUCAACUUAUUGAGAAAGUGUGAUAAUGCACAAUGAUCGCCCUCUUGACGUCGAAGUUAACCUACUUUCUCCGUGCUGAACUUCAAAAACAUAACCUCACUUUUCUACUGUAGUUUGUAGCUGAAAUUGACUUCUCUUAGUGAAAGGCUGAUAGAAUUUGUACCUUCUCAUGAGUGUACAUAUAACAAACAGUCGGCUGGUUACAAGAAAACUAAAAUAUGGUAGAAUAUAGGAAAUCGUCAAGAAAGAAAGGCUACAGUUUUCGAUAUCUGCUAAUUUUCUUUUGAAAUAUUCAACAAAUUUAUCUUUGUGUGUCGGAUGUUUCGUUUCAAUAUGUCUACGAAGAAGUAAUGGUUUUAAACUGCCGUUGGAAGGACUUUGUUACAUAUAACACAAAGCUGUUUAGAUUCCGACUCAUCCCCAGGAGAAUUUCAUUUGUUUUUUGUCAGGUGAAACGGUACUUCACUACAGCUUCGAGAACUAUCAUCUCGAUUAUCAUAUCUCGUUUUUAAACGACCCAUUUUUAAACCAUAGAUCCAUAAAAAAAGCUAUAAUAAUACAGUAGAACUUCACUAAUCCGACCUCGGAUGGUCCGACUCCUCGCUUAGUCUGAGCAUACGGUCGCUGUUACAGUCCCGUUUAGACCAUUUUUUACCGUGUGACUUCUCAAGUUUUAAUUAAGUGCAAAUCAGUUGUGUGUAGAUGCAAUACUGCUAUAAGGUAUGUACAGUUGUUAAAUUAAAGAUCAACAAUAUCUUACAACAUGAUAAAAGACCAUUUUUAUAGGUAUAGGCACUAUUGUACAUUACACUUUCGUGUAAGAUUUUUUAGUGUGUCGACGUUUUCUUUCCGUUUUAUUAUUGUUUUAACGUGGAAAAAUAUUUCAGACAGUACUUUCAAUUAAAAUUACAAUUAUAAUUACUGUAUUGGUCAAUAAAAACUUUCCUCUGAUAAUCAGACUUCUUUUGCGAUCCGACCAUGCUUCCGGUCCUGAAGGGGACGGAUUAACGAGGUUCUACUGUAAUUAAAUUAAUAAUUAUUAAAUUAUUUACAUGAUAACUUGACAUUCACAGUAUCGCUCAAGUUUUACAAGUGCUGAUUCUUUGUAUGGCGUUUUAAUAGAUCCGCCAUUACAAUAUUAUUUUCGCGAACCUCCAGAGGUAUGGAACCACCGGUUGGGAAUCACUAUUGUUGACAUAUAUUUCUUGAAAUGAUAUCCAUUUAAGUAGAUCUAUAUAGACUAUAGGACAUAUGACAAGUUUCACUAUUUUGAAGUUCUGUUACAAAAUUUAAUCGUGUAUUGUUUUGGCAUUUGUACUUAUUUUUAUCUUUACAAAUAUAAAUUAUUUUGAAUAGCUAAAAUCAAUUUGCCAAAAAAUUUUAUAGGAAUAGUUGAAUGUUUCAAGUCACUCACUUUUAACUUUUUAAUAAUUCAUGUAUUAAUAAUUAUAAGGAAAAUGUGUAAAAGUAUUUUGUGUGAUAUUUACUACUUAGAGACUCAUUUUUUCUCUCACAAUUUUGAACAUUGGUGGAAUUGUGCUUUAUGCAGGUCGGUUCAUUAUUACUAAAGCUGUUUUCCUAUCAGUAUGUAUCAAUUUUUCCAGGUUACUAGAAGAAUUUCCUAUAUUUCUAAAAAUUAGCACUAUAACUUGUGUCAGUCUGUAUUUUUGGCAUUAGAAUUGUUCUCCUAUUGUACUGUUGUAAUUAUUGAAAAAAAAAAUUAUUUGGAUUAAUUUGAAAAUGUACUAGCUUCAAUAUAAACUGCUGAUUAUAGAAAAACAGUUUUGACAUAUUUUAUUAAAUAAGCCUAAAUAUUUCUUGUGAUAUAUAUAAUUGACAAUCAUAGUAAAUAUUCAUCGAUUUUUUAUUUUAACCUGAAUUUAUUAUUGCACUUUAUCUUUCAUUGUUUACGAAAUUAAUGAACUAUCCUGCAUAUAUAGAUUGUCUUACCUUUGUACCGCAAAAAUGAUAAAUUCUGUAUAAUAGUAUAUUAUUCAAGAGUGCAUAAUGGAGGUUGGUGAUUUACUACUACUUUACAUUUACCAAUGAGCAGAUUACAACAUUAACAAGGACUUCAUUUUUAUACAAGACGUAUUUUUUAAAUAUUUUUAGAGGGAGCUUGGAAACUAUUAAUUUUUUUAUUAAGUCCAAUAUAAUACAUGCACCCCAGUUAUUAAUAAAAGAUCCGCGAUCUUAGCUCCUCAUCAUCAGGAAUUUUUUUGAUUUAAAUUUUUUUAUAUAUGUGCAGUUUUGGAUAAUAUUAUCGCCUUUAACCAAUUUAAUAAUGUGGUGAUAAAGAUAAAUCAAUCUGUAUAUUUGAAAUCUCGUGGUGUAUAUUUGCUUUAUUUUGUUAAUAACACCCUUAUUGUUAUUAAAAUUUUUGUGAAAUUGUGCAGAACAUGACAAAUCAGAUUUUGGAAGUUCGGCCGAAAGCGCUUGUUUUGAUUGUUUCGAAUGGAUUUGUGUUGAUAAUGUAUAUUUUUUAUUUGUAUUUUGAAAUUCUGCUGGAAUUUGAGAAAUAAACUUUUUUAUGUGUU
This is a messenger RNA of Diorhabda carinulata, 5393 nucleotides long. RefSeq names its product tyrosine-protein kinase CSK (gene Csk). The coding region runs from base 189 to 1670 and encodes 493 amino acids. The transcript is spliced from 10 exons. The record is from RefSeq and is a predicted model, not a curated record. Lineage: Eukaryota; Metazoa; Arthropoda; Insecta; Coleoptera; Chrysomelidae. Gene Ontology annotation, molecular function: ATP binding; protein tyrosine kinase activity. Gene Ontology annotation, biological process: protein phosphorylation.